This is a messenger RNA of Ostreococcus tauri, 2304 nucleotides long. RefSeq names its product ABC transporter, conserved site. Gene Ontology annotation, biological process: intracellular iron ion homeostasis; transmembrane transport. NCBI's taxonomy places the organism in Eukaryota, Viridiplantae, Chlorophyta, Mamiellophyceae, Mamiellales, Bathycoccaceae. Gene Ontology annotation, cellular component: mitochondrial inner membrane. The transcript has a single exon. Gene Ontology annotation, molecular function: ATP hydrolysis activity; ABC-type transporter activity; ATP binding. The coding region runs from base 1 to 2304 and encodes 767 amino acids. The record is from RefSeq and is a predicted model, not a curated record.
AUGUCCGCGGCGUCGCGACGCGCGGCGCGGUCGGUGGUGUCGCGCGUGCGCGCGCUCGCGCGCGACGUCGCGGACGCGCGCGUCGGUGACGGCGGCGGUGGGUGGGCGAGCGACGGGGCGACGUGGAUGUGUCACCGCGCGCGGUGGCGCCACGGCGCGCGCGCGCGGCGAUCGAGGACGUGGAUGGAGGUCGGACGGGCGUCGUUCGCGUCGGCGUCGGCGACGGCGACGGAUGGGACCACGGGUGGGACCUCGGGAGGGGGACGCGGGGACGCGGAGACGCGACGCGGCGCGGCGGGGGAGACGGAGGGGAAGACGACGGCGCCGAUGCGGGCGGAUGAUAUCGAUUUUAGGAUUUUGCGACAGCUGGGAGGGUAUCUGGUGAACGCGGAGGAGGGCGGGGCGAAAGGACGGGUGGCGGUGGCGGUGGCGUUGCUCGUGGCGAGUAAGGCGGCGAAUGUGAGCGUGCCGUUCGCGUUCAAGUACGCGAUCGAUGGAUUGAGCGUGCAGAUGGGGAUGGCGACGACGGGAGCGGCGGCGAUGGCGAACUUGCCAGCGGCAGCGCUCGUGGCGACGCCGGCGGCGAUGUUGGUGGGGUACGGGGCGCUUCGCGCCUCGGCGAGCCUGGCGAAUGAGUUGCGAAACGUUACGUUUUCAAAGGUGAGUCAGGGCGCGAUACGUACGGUGGCUAGGAGAGUUUUCGCGCACUUACACGCGUUAGAUCUCAAGUACCACCUCGAUCGUCAAACGGGGGCGCUCAAUCGCACGAUCGAUCGCGGGACGCGAGGGAUAAGCUUUUUGUUGAAUAGCAUGGUGUUCAACGUGUUUCCGACGGCUUUUGAAAUCGCCCUUGUGAGCGGAAUUUUGGCCGCGAAGUGCGGCUCUGAGUUCGCCAUGCUCACUGGAGGGACGAUCGGUGCGUACACCGCGUUCACGAUCGCGUGCACGACAUGGAGGACGAAGUUUAGGAGGCAAAUGAACCAGUUGGAAAACGAAGGCAACAACAAGGCGAUAGACUCGUUGUUAAACUUUGAGACGGUGAAGUAUUUCAACAACGAGGAACACGAGGUGAAGCGCUACGAUGAGAGCUUGAGAGGGGUAGAGCAGGCGAAUUUGAAGAUCGCGAGCUCACUCGGGAUGCUCAACUUUGGACAAAAUGCAAUCUUCUCGGCGUCUCUGUCGGCGGCGAUGCUCCUCGCCGCGCAGGGCGUCGCGCAGGGCAACUUGACAGUGGGUGACUUGGUCAUGGUCCAGGGCUUGUUGUUUCAGCUCUCGGUUCCGCUGAACUUCUUAGGAUCCGUCUAUCGCGAGGCGCGUCAGUCACUGAUCGACAUGACGUCCAUGUUUCACCUGUUGGAUGAGAAGAGCGCGAUUCGGGAGCUCGACGAUGCUCCGCCGCUCGUCGUGCCGCCAGAAGGUCUGUCGGUGGAAUUUAGAAACGUGAGCUUUGGCUACGAUGAUGGGCGCAAAAUCAUAGAUGGUCUCUCGGUGAGCGUCCCCGCGGGAGGCUCCCUCGCGCUCGUGGGAGCGAGCGGAAGCGGCAAGAGCACACUGUUGCGUCUGCUAUUCAGGCUGUAUGACGCGGAGAAGAACGGAGAAUCCUCCGGAAUUUUCCUCGGUGGUCAGGACGCGCAGAAGGUGUCGCUAAAAUCGCUACGCGAGUCCGUUGCGGUGGUACCUCAGGACACUGUCCUAUUCAACGAUACCAUUCAUUACAACAUUCACUACGGUAGGAUGAGCGCGGACGGCGGUGAGGUCCGCGAGGCGGCUCGACUCGCCGCCAUCGAUGGCCCAAUCAAUCGCAUGCCCAAGGGGUUCGAUACCAUCGUCGGUGAGCGCGGUUUGAAGCUCUCGGGUGGGGAGAAGCAGCGCGUCGCGAUCGCCCGCGCCUUGCUGAAGGGUUCGCCGGUAGUUUUGAUGGACGAGGCCACGUCCGCGCUCGACACCAACACCGAGCAGGACAUCCUCAAGAUGCUCGAGGUUCUGAUGAAGGGUAAGACCACCAUCGUCGUCGCGCACAGACUUUCCACGGCGAGGAACUGCGACAACAUCGCCGUCCUCGACGCCGGUCGUGUCGUCGAGUACGGCUCGCACGACGACCUCCUCCGCCGCGGCGGCACCUACCACGCCAUGUGGACCCGACAAAACGGAUCCUCCGACGCCGCCGCUAACGCCGUCAAACCCACCCAUGACCCCGCGACCUCACUCGACGUCCUCCUCGCUCGCGAGCGCCAGCGUCAGGACGAACAGGCCGCCAAGAAAGCCGCCGCCGAGGCUGCCCUCGGACGCAAGAGAUGUUGUUAA